AUGGCAAAAAAAAGCGACGAAGCUAAAAGAAUAUUAAAAAAGAAAAUAAAUAAUGAUAUAACUAAUAUUUUAUUAUUGUUUGAAAAAGUACAAGAAUGGGCAGAUUUAAGUAAUAUAUUACAAAAACUUUAUUUAACCAUAGAAAAAUAUGAAGUAUUUGUUGAUUUUUCUUCGAAAUUUUUGUUAUUUAGAAGAUUAUCUCAAUGCUUAAAUCCACUUUUACCUUCAGGAGUACAUUCAAAAGCAUUAAUAAUAUAUUCAACCAUUUUUAAAAAAGUAGAAAAAAAUUUUCUCAUAAAUAAUAUUCACAUAUUGUGUUCAGGAAUAUUUGAAUUUAUGCUACAUUGCACCAUUAACUUAAAAACUAUUUAUUUUAAAAAUAUCAAAAGUAUUUUAAAUUUAAAAGAAAAUGUAUAUAUUUUUGCUUAUGCCUUAUUACUAUCAUUAUUUAAUGUAGUAGAUAGUGACAACAAUAUAUUACUAUAUAUAUAUUCUAUAAAUAAUUAUAUUGGAGAAAAAAUAUUUUUUAAUAAUUUAUGGUUAUUAUUAUUAAGGCAUAAUGAAAUAAGAACAAAUAUUUUAAAUUUUUUACAAACAUCAUUUAGCCCACAAAUAUCUCUACUAUCAAAAGAAAGGAUAAAAAUGCUUUUACCUUGUAAAGAUUAUCUUGUAUUAUCAUCACUUAUUUUUUGUUUAAAUGAUAAAAACAUUUUAAAUCAAAGAUUAACUUUAAGUUUGCUAAUUAAUAAUUUUCCCUUAUCUCAAAUAAGUAAUAAAAAUAAAAAAAAAAUAAGUUAUAAAAAGAAAAACAACGACUGUAAUGUUCAAAAGAUAAAUUUCUCAAACAGCAUUAAUGAUGUAAUUAUCGAUACUAAUCAAGAUCAAAAUUAUUUUAAGAAAGAUAAAUUACCAAAUGAACAAAUGAAUAAUGAAUAUGCUCAAAAAAACAUAGAAAAAGAUGAAAUUAAUGAAGAUAAUGAAAAUUUUAAUGAUGAAAAGAAUGUAAAUAGUAAUCAAAAUUUAUAUAAUGAUUCUGAAUAUAGCAUAAAUAAUGAUUUAACAGAUUAUAGACAAAAAAUGAAUAUAUUGAAUGAAAAAAAAUUGGAAACUUUAGAUAAUAGAGAAAGAAAUCAUAUUUACGAGGAGGAUAAAAAUAAAUACAAAAAUUUUAAUUUGGUAGAAAAAUAUGAUAAUAGUGAAAAAUACAAAACAAUUACAAAGUUAGAUGAUAUAGAAAAAUAUGAUAUUAAUGAAAAUAUAGAGGAUAAUAAUAAUAUUAUUAUGCUUACUAAUGACAAAAUAAAUAAUAAAAAUGAAGAUUAUAUAACUACUGAUGAAAAAGUAUUAUCCAAUGAUUUGAGAGAUUCAAAAAAAGAAGAAUAUAAUUUAAAGUGUGAUUUUAAUAACAAUACAGAAAAUGUAUUAUUAAUAAAUGAUAUGAUGAAUAGUGAAGAAAAUGACCCAUCAAAAAUUGUUUUAUUUAGUGAUAUUAGUAAAAAAAUAAUAACAAGAAAUGUUAUUUUUUUAUUACAGAAAUCAGAUAUAGGUCUAAAUAGAAGAAUAUUUAAAUAUUUAUAUCUAUAUGAAAAUAAUGAUGAAAAGAAUUUUAAAGAGAGUAUUAACUAUGAAAAUUACAAAACAUUUUAUGAAACAUUAAUAGAUAUUCUGAAUAAUAAAUUCAAUGAUAAUUAUUGUAAUAUUUCUGAUGUUUUAUAUAUUUUAUUUAAAAAUAAAGACUAUAUUGAAGUUAAUAAGUAUUUAAUGGAAAAAGUUUUUUUAUAUUUGCUUAAUUUUUGUUACAAAUAUAGAAAUGAUAAAGCAAUAUUAUACUUUUUAAAAAAUAUGUUAAGUUUGAAUUUAAUAAGCUAUGAAAAUAUCGUAAAUAUAUUUUUACAUACAUUUUACUUUUUAAAAGUAGAUGAUUCCUUAUUUAAUCAUAAUAUAAAUAUAUAUAUUAAAAAAUUUAUGAAUUUAUUAAAUAUAAUGACUUUUUUUGUAGAAUUUGUAAAACAUAUAAAUAAAUAUGUAUAUAUAUAUUAUAUAUUUUUAUUUAAUAUUGCUACUUUGAAAUUAAUAAAUUACUUAAAUCAUAAGAUAAUAAUUAUUAUCAAAAAAUAUAAUCAUGUAAAAGAUUUAAAUAAAAAAUAUUUUAUAUAUUCCAAUGAUAUAGUUUCUGGUAGACAUAGUUCCUUGUUUUAUUUUUAUUUUUUUGUUACAAAUUAUAACAAUUAUUAUAUGCAUAAAUGUUUUGUUUUAUUUAUAAAAGAGCCAAUAUUUCAAAGAUAUUUAAACAGAAAAAGUAACAUUAAGCAUGGAAAUGAUUUGAAUAAGCAGUUUAUAUCAUUCAGUAAAUAUGAAUUAAAUAGUAAGGAAAAAGCGAAAAAUAAAAUGAAUGAAAUCAAAAAAAUUCAAAUAAAUAAUAAAAUUUUAGAAGAAAAUAUAUUAGAUAGUGAAAAAGAAGAAAGGUUAAGAAAUAUGGGAAUUGUAGAUCCUAUAGUAAAAAAUAAGAGAGCGAAAGAAUAUGAAAUUAAGGAAAAUAGUAAAAUUAAUGCAGUUGAUAACAUAAUAUUCAAUGAAUACUCUUCUUUUGAUAGAAAUAAUUUGAUCCAUAAUAAUUUUAGUAAGAAUUUACAAGUAGAAAAUAACGAAUUAUUAUUACAUAUAUUAUUGAAAUAUAAAUGUAUAUUAAAGAAAAAUUUGAUUGAUUCAAUUAUUAAAAAUAAUGAAUUAUAUUUUUUUACAAAUAAUUAUGAAUAUAUUAUUUAUUUAUUUUACAAUUAUCAUUUGUUAAUUGAAAAAGAGAACGUAAACAAAAGUUCGUUUUUUUUUCUAAGAAAUAUUUUAAAAAAUUGCACAAGUGAAGAUAAAAACAAAUUUUAUUUUUGGUGUUUUUUAUUUAUUCAAAUAAUAAGAAUAAAUUUCAAUAAUUCAUUAGCUCAUAAUUAUAAAAUUAAAGAAGAUUUACUAGAUUUUAAUUAUGAACAGCCAUCUGUGAAUAUUAAUUGUAAUAAUGAUAUAAAUGAAAAAGAAAAUAUUAUUGAAGAUAAGAGUGAAAAUAAAAAUAUGAAUGAAAAUAUUCAAAUGAAGUAUUCAGGAGAAACAACUAAUAAUAUAUUUAAUUUUGAAGAAGAGCUUUUAUUUAAUAAAUUUUUUGUUGAAAAUAUUUUAUCAUAUUCGAAUAAAAUUGUAAAAAAUAUAUUUAAUUAUAUUAAAAUAUUAAAAAAGAAUAAGAAAUUUAUUCAUUUAUUUUUUGACAUAAAUUAUUUAUAUAUUUUUUGUGAUAAUACAUUUUGUUUAAAAUUUUUGAAGAAGAGUUUAAAAUGUAAAGAUAUUAAUGAAUUAACUAUAAAUAUAAAAGUAAUACUAGAGUUUAUUAUAAAUAAUAAAACGGAUGAAUAUCAUAUAAUUCACUCAAAUUUUUAUAAUUUAUCUCAUGAUAUUUUUAAGCUAUAUAAUAGAAAUACUUUAAUUAAUUACUAUCUAUUAAAAUAUCUAAAAACAAACAAAUAUAAUCUAUCAUAUAUAUUUGAUAAUAUAAUCAUCAGUAUGUUUGAUUUAAUAAAUCAGAUAGAAAUUUUAUUUAAUAGUGACACUGAAUAUAAAGAUAACAUAAAUAAUAAUAGAAAUAGUAAUAAUAAUAAUAAAUGUUACAAUACUAUUAGUAGUAAUAUUGAAAAUAUUAAUGUGGAUAAUAAAAAUAAUAAUUUUAAUAAAGAUAAAAAAAAUUCUCAUAACUAUGAAAAAUAUUUAAGGAAAUUAAAAUGUAAAUUUGAUUACAUAAAUUUUUUCUUUUUAAAUAUUGAGAAUUUUAUGCUUUGGUUAUACAAACACAAAAUUAGUAAAAGAAUAUAUGAUUUAAGAGAUAAAAUAAAUUUAUCAAAUUAUGAAAAAAACAUAGCUAUAAUUAUUUGUUAUAUAUGUACAGAAGGGAAUAUAAAUUCUUUUUUUUUUAGAAAUUACUUAGAUGUAUUUUUUAUUUUGUUUUUAAAAAUUAUGUAUUUAAAUGAAAAUAUUAGCGAACUUAAUAACAAUUCUAAUAAAAUAAUACAAAAAGAAAAAAACUCGUUGAAGCAAAAUGCGUUAUUAGAAUUUAAAAGAGAUAUAAUCAACUUACUAAAUCACAUUUUUAAUUUAAAUAAUAAUAAAAAUUAUAAGUUUAUGAAAUUUUUGAACAUUUAUUAUAGACAAACUAUUCAUCAUUUACUAUUUUUAUACUAUUAUUUUACUGUAAAAAAAUAUUAUAUAUUACAAUUACAACUAAUAAAUUUUAUUAGAUACAUACUACCUCUGUAUGAAAAAAAAAACAUAGAUAACAAAUAUUGUGCUAAUGAGAAUAUUGAAAAAGAAAGUAAUUUUAAAAUAGCAAAAUAUAAUAAUUAUGAAGAAUUUCUUUCUAUUAGUAAAAAUAAUUUUGAAUUGAGAAAUAAAAAAAACCAAAAUAUAAAAAAUGAUGUUUUUAUUUUUAGUAUUUUAAGAAAAUCAAUGACAAUUAUAUUUAAUAUAAAUGAACAAGUUAUAUAUAAGGAAGUUUUAAAAACUAUUCUUUAUUUGAUUGAAAAUAUUAUUGAAGAAAAAGAAGUGAAAAAUUAUUAUUUAACAGUUUUUUUUUUAGAUUUGUUAUAUAUAAUAAAAAUAGAGGAUCAAAAAAAAAAAAAAAACUUAUUUUUUAUAAUGAAGUUUUGUCACUUUUUAUUAGAAAUAUUUAAACUAAUAUAUAAAGAUGAAAUAAAAAAUGAAAGCAAAUUUGAAAAUAAAAAUGAUUAUUAUAAUAUAUCUAUUGAUGAUAUAGAAAAUAGUAUAAGUGAAAAUAAAAUUUCUACAGCAAGUUUUUGCAGUAUAUUUUCAAUAAAAACUGACGAUAAAUUUAUAAAUAUGCAGCAUAAAAAUAUAUCAAAUUUAUUUUCAAUUAUUUUUAAUUUGUAUGCAUAUCUAAAAAAAAGAAUAACAUUAUAUUGUAAAAAUAAUAAUAACUAUAAUAAUGAUAAUAAUACUUAUAAUAAUAACAACAAAGGUUAUAAUAAAAAUGAAAAUAAAAAUAAUUUUAGUAAUAGUUAUAACAGUAAUAAUAAUAAUAAUAAUAAUGAUAACAAAAUUAAUAAUAAUAAUAAUGUAAGUAACUACUACAAUAAUAAUAAUAAUGAAAUUAAUAAUAAUAUCAUUAAUGAUGAUAGUAAUAACAAUUACAAUGAUGAUAAUGAUAAUAAUAACAUGAAUAAUGAUAAUAACUCAAAUAAUAAUAAUAACAUCAAGGAUGAUAAUAACAACAGUAUUAAUAAUGAUAUUAAAGAAAUAAAUAAUAAUAACUAUAAUGAUAAUAGCAACAGUAUUAAUAAUAAUAGUCAAGAUGUAAGUAGUAAUAACUAUAAUGAUAAUAACAAUGAAAUAAAUAACUCUAAUGAAAAUAAUAAUAUUACUAUUUAUAGUAAUAAUAAUGAUAAAAAAAAUUAUGAUUAUAAUAACAGUGAAAAUAGUGAAAACAGUAAUAAUAAUAAUGAUAUUAUUAAUAAUAAUUUUGAUAAUAACAAUAGUAAUAAUACUAUUUAUAAUAAAGAUGAUACUAAUGAUAUUUGCAUUAAUAAUGAUAGUAACAAUAGUUAUAAUAGCUAUAUAUAUGACAAUAAUGAUACUAAUAGUAAUAAUAUAACGAAAGACUCUAAAGAAGAUAAUAUUUUAAAAAGUACUCAUAGUAUAAGUAAUAAUAAGAAUGGCUAUUCUGAUUUAAAUAAUGAUAUAGAUAAUUCAAUUAAUAAAUUAAACUUUAAUUCAAAUAUUGAAAAAAAUGAUAUAUUAAAAGAUACCCAUUAUAAUGUCAAUAAUGAUAAAAACAAUUUAAUGAAGUCUAUUGAGACUAAUUUUAUACUUUCACAUAAAUGUGAAAAUUCUAUUAUAAGUAAUUAUAAAAAUAAAAUGAAUGAAUAUAAUAUAAAAAAUGAAAAUUUAAAUAAAAAUAAAAAAAUAAAUUUGAUGAAAAUAUGUUUAGAAAAUGUAAUUUCUAUAAAUAAACUUUUGUAUUUUAUUACUAGAAAUGAUUUUUUAUUCAUUGAUAAUUUAUAUUGUAUAUUUAAAGAAUAUGUUCAGAAUAAAAAUGAAUACAAUCGAGAAGAAGUAACAGAAGAAUCUUUUUAUGAACAAAAGAAAAAAUUAUAUAAAAAAAUGAAAAAAAAAAAAGUUAAAGAAGAAGAAAAAAUAGAAGUAGAAAGCUUUAUGGAUCAUAAUGAAAAUGUUAUAGGAGAUAAAAAAGUAAAAAAAGAAAAGGUUAGGGAAUAUUUUAAAAAAGAAAAAAAAUUAUUGAAAAAAUUGAAUUUUAUUAGCAAAUUUAGUAAAAACUCAAUUAAAAAAAGUAUGGUUGUAAUGAAUUAUUCUGAUGAAUCUAUGGAAAAAAAAAAACUGUCCUUUUCAUUAACGUUAUUUAAGGAAUUUAAAGAUGAUAUAUUGAUAAAAAUAUUGGAUGAUUUAUUAAAUUAUUAUGAGAAAAAUAAGUCAAAAAUAAACAUAAAUGAAUUUAUGUAUUUUUUAUUUAAUAUAUAUUUAAAUAUAUGCACAUUAACAAAAAAAAUCAUAAAUUAUUUUAUUGAUUUCAUAUUUUCCUUCAUUAAAAAAAUAACUCAAACAUCUCAUAAUAUUAUGUGUAGUUUAUGGUUUUUAUAUAUUUUAUUUAUAAUAGAAAAAAACCAUAUAUAUGUUUUUAACGAUAAAUUACAGAAAAAAAUAAUAUUAGAACAAAUAUAUAUUCUAAUACAAAUAUCUUUAUAUAGUUUUUAUUCAAAAAAUGUCAAAAAUAAUUAUAAUAUUCAGACACCUUUACCAAAAUUUGUACAGCCUUUUAGUAUUUAUUAUAUAAUUCAAAAUUGUUAUAUAAAUAAUAAUUAUUUUAAGAAAAAGAUGAAUGUAAGAUAUUUUUAUAUAAAAAAUUUAAAAUUAAUUGAAAAAUAUUUUAACAUAAAUGAUUAUUCUGAAAUAGCAGCAAUUAAUUCUUUAUCCUUUUUACUAAUGUGUUUCUAUCAUUCUAUAAAUAAUAGUACAAAAAGUUAUAUAUGUGAAUCAUCAAUAAAUAUAUUUUAUGAAAAUUUUAGUAAAUAUAUUUCAUUAAUAUAUAAUAAUAGUGUUCAAAAUAUAUUUUAUAGAUAUUUAUUUUUAUUAAUUAUGAAUUUAUUAAUUGAUUACAAUUAUAACUGCAAACAUUAUAUAAAAAAAAUUACGUUUGAUUUAUAUUCCUAUAUAACAAAUAUUGAUAUAAGAUGUAUAAAAGCAUUAUCAAAUAUUUUUAAGAAAUUAAAUGAAACUAAUAUUGAUGAACUAUUAUUAGUACCAUCUACUAGUAUCUUUUCAUUGAAAUUUAAUAUAAUAAAUUCAAGAAUUAAUUAUAUAAAUAAAUUAUCAUUAAUUAUAUUGGCGGGAAGUAGGAAUUUUUAUUUAUGCCAUUUACCGAAAAUAGCUGAAAAUAUUUCAGAAUAUUUAAAAUUUUGUUCAGAUCUGAAAUUAUAUAGAGAAAUAUUAAUUUUAAUAUGUGUAAUAAUUAUAAAGAAUGAUGAAAGUGAAAUUUACAUAAUAAUUCCUACCUUUAUAUCUUUGAUAUUGCAAAUUUAUCAUGUAGAAAGGAUUAAAUAUAAAAUUGCUUUUGAAAAUUUUAAAAAUUAUGAUAAAGAUGAAGAUAAUUAUAUAUAUGGUUUUAAUUCUUAUAAUAAUAAGGAUGUUCUUUCCUUAUUAAAAACAUUAUUAAUUAUAAUAAAUAUUUUAAUUAAAAGAAAUGUUAAUUUUCUAAAUUUUUACUCAUGGAUAUUUUUUAAAGAUAUAUAUAUUAAGAAAAAUUCUUUUUUUUUGCAUAAUAAUAUGAAUAAUUCUUUAAAUAACCAAGUUAGUCAUUAUUUAAAUUCUACUAGUAAUAUAGAUAUAUUUAGUCCAAGUGAUAUGGAAACUAGUAGUGUUGCAUCUAUUAAUGAAAAUUCUUUGAGAUUACAAGAAGACAUUUUUAAAAACGAAAAAAAUGUUAAUGAAGAAUGUCAUAAAAGGAAAGAUGAUUUACAACAUAAGAGUGUUAAUAAAAAUGAGAAAAUUUUUAAUGCAAAUAGUAUACAGAGUAAUAGUAGUGAAGAAAAAACAAAAAAAAAUGAUGAAACUUUUCAAGAUAAUAAAGAAAUAAUAGAUGAAAAUUUUAAUGAAAACGAAUCGAACGAUAUAAUCAAUAUUUUUCUUAAUGCUAAUCAAGAAGACGAUUUUCAAAAAAAUCAUAAUUCAUCAUAUAACUUAAAAAAAAGUAUACAUAAUAAAACAAAACCAGAAGAAACAAAAUUUAUUGCGUUUCUAGAUAUAAUAGAAAAGUUAUAUUCAUCAUUAAGUUGUAAAAAAAAUAAAACAUGUAGUGAAUCUAAAAAUGAAAAAAAUUCAAAUGUAAAUAAUAAUUUUGAAGAAAAAAGUGAAAAUUCGAUAGAAAUUUUUGAAGAAAAAAAAAAAACACAGAAUUUUUAUAAUGAUGAAAGUAGUAAUUUAAAGAAAAAUACGUAUUACAUUGAUAAUUAUUUGAAUGAGCAUAUUUUAAGUACAAAAAACAAUUUAUCAGGAUAUUCUUCUUUUGAAAAUAAUUUAAGUAGCUCAUCUGUGAAUUCUAUUAAAAGUAAUUUUUCUUAUGGAUUCUCAAAAGACUUAAACGAAAUGUCAUAUGAUACAUCAGAUAAUAGUUAUAUUAGUAAUAGUAGCUCUAAUAAUAUGAGUAAUUUAAAUGACUUUAUUUCUACCAAUGAAAAUGAGGAAUCCAUAUCAUCAGACGAAAUUUAUAAUAAAACGAAUGAUAAAUGGAAUUACGUUAAUUGCCUAAUGAAUUAUGAUAUAAAUGAACUAUAUAAGAAAAAAAAAAAAAAAAAAAAAAAAAAUUUUAUUUAUUCCUGUAAUAAUGUAGCAUUAUCAUUAGUAUAUUUAUCAAGGAAAAUAAAAUUAAAUUUUUAUAAAUAUUCCAUGAAAAAACCUAAAGAUGAAACCCUUAUUUUACUAAAGGAGUUAAAUUCUAUUGAAAAUGAUAUCAAUGAUAUAUUUUUAGAAGUAGAUUUACAUGAAAUUUAUUCAGAUUUCUUAAUUAGAUAA
This is a messenger RNA of Plasmodium gallinaceum, 9075 nucleotides long. RefSeq names its product conserved Plasmodium protein, unknown function. Gene Ontology annotation, cellular component: trans-Golgi network; endosome. NCBI's taxonomy places the organism in Eukaryota, Apicomplexa, Aconoidasida, Haemosporida, Plasmodiidae. Gene Ontology annotation, biological process: Golgi to endosome transport. The coding region runs from base 1 to 9075 and encodes 3024 amino acids. The record is from RefSeq and is a predicted model, not a curated record. The transcript has a single exon.